Molecule: messenger RNA, 825 nt
Organism: Saccharomyces kudriavzevii IFO 1802
Lineage: Eukaryota; Fungi; Ascomycota; Saccharomycetes; Saccharomycetales; Saccharomycetaceae
Gene: LHP1
Product: tRNA maturation protein LHP1
Exons: 1
Coding region: 1-825 (274 amino acids)
Biological process (GO): RNA processing
Cellular component (GO): nucleus
Molecular function (GO): mRNA binding
Source: RefSeq, a predicted model, not a curated record
AUGUCCGAAAAACCACAACAGGAGCAACAAGAGAAACCACAAUCGAGACGUAACUCAUUUGCCGUGAUUGAAUUCACUCCAGAUGUCUUGGACAAAUGUUUGAAGCAAGUGGAGUUCUACUUUUCUGAAUUCAACUUUCCGUACGACAGGUUUCUGCGUGCUACUGCGGAAAAGAACGACGGGUGGGUCCCCAUUAGCACCAUUGCCACGUUCAAUCGUAUGAAGAAGUAUAGACCAGUGGAUAAGGUAAUCGAAGUACUGCGUAGUUCGGAAAUUUUGGAGGUGUCUGCUGAUGGAGAAAACGUCAAGAGACGUGUUCCGUUGGACUUGACUGCUGCCAGAAAUGCAAGAAUUGAGCAAAACCAAAGAACCUUGGCCGUGAUGAAUUUCCCCCACGAGGACGUCGAAGCGUCGCAGAUCCCCGAGUUACAAGAGAAUUUGGAAGCCUUCUUCAAAAAAUUGGGAGAAAUCAACCAAGUGCGUUUGAGAAGAGACCACAAAAACAAGAAAUUCAAUGGUACAAUUUUGGUAGAAUUCAAGACAAUUCCAGAAUGUGAAGCCUUCUUGAAAUCAUAUUCCAGCGAUGACGAAUCCAACGAAAUUCUGUCAUACGAGGGUAAAAAACUGAGUGUUUUGACCAAGAAACAGUUCGACCUACAAAGGGAGGCUUCCAAAUCCAAAAACUUCAGCGGUAGAUCAAGAUCGUUCAACAGCCAUAAAAAGAAAAACUUGCCCAAAUUCCCUAAAAACAAGAAGAGGGAUGACAAGGACGACAAGGACGAUUCUUCUGCAAUUGCCGAUGACGAUGAGGAACAUAAGGAAUGA